Salpingoeca rosetta is the source of this 4595-nucleotide messenger RNA. RefSeq names its product serine/threonine protein kinase. The coding region runs from base 1 to 4305 and encodes 1434 amino acids. The transcript has 23 exons. Gene Ontology annotation, molecular function: intracellular sodium-activated potassium channel activity. Gene Ontology annotation, biological process: potassium ion transport. Lineage: Eukaryota; Choanoflagellata; Craspedida; Salpingoecidae. The record is from RefSeq and is a predicted model, not a curated record. Gene Ontology annotation, cellular component: membrane.
AUGGCAUUUCAGGUCAUUCGCGUCAUCCCCCGCUCCUCCCGCCCCCAGGGUGUUCGCUUCAUAACAGGGUCUGCGAUGAACCCGAGCGAUCUGCGUCGCGCAGCCGUGGAAGUUGCAGAGGCAAUUUUCAUCAUGGCAGAACGCGCGCGGACGGCAAACGACACGGAUCGCCACGCUGUCUUGCGGGCGUGGGCCGUCAACGACUACGCGCCAGACAGAAAACUCUACGUGCAGAUCAUGCUGCUUGAGAACAUCCGGCACGUGAGUUUUGCCCACCGCGUCAUGUGUUUCAGCGAACUUCGCUUCUCCCUCCUCGCCCUCUCCGCCCAGUGCCCGGGCAUCUCAACCCUCCUCACCAACAUGGCACACGCCGUGGACCGCGACGAUGACGUGGUGUUUGAUGGAACGAGCGACCCGCUCGGUGCGUACCAGCAGGCGGCGCAGAAUCAGGUGUUUGAGAGUCUUCUUGACACCAGCCCCGUGUUCUCCAGCUACGAGGGCGAGGCAUUCUUCGAGGCAGCCGCAGACCUCGUCGAACAGAAGGUGUGCUUGCUCGGCAUCAAGCGGGAUGGCGUGGUGAUCCUGAAUCCAACGCCGUGCGUCCAUCUUCGUGGCAGUGACGUCUGCAUCUACAUCUCCCGCGCUCGCGACAACGAGCUGCAUGUGAAGGCGAUGGGAACGUUGGCAAUGCUCGAAUCCCAACGCGAUAACAAAGACGACGAUGAUGACGACACGGACAACAGUGACGAGAGCACAGAUGAGGAGGACGAAGGGCGGGAAAUGAACGGAGGGUCCUCGAGCAGCGAAACUGGAGAAUCGUCAUCAACUGCAGGCACUGGGAGUGAUCGCGACACAUCCGCGCCGCCGCGCCUGCGCACAACAUCUGGCGACGGCGGAAGCGAACCACGCAAGGGCCGACGUGGUGGUGGUAUCGAUGCGCUGAGGGGAGCACGCACGUCGGCACGAGCGCUGACAACCGUUGCGGAGGGAGCAGCGACAGAGAGAAGAGGCAGCCGGAGCCGAUCUGUGGACGUCGCGUCCAUGCUCGGAUCAGACAGGGGCAGCACCAGCGCCAGCGCAAGUGCAAUUGGCGGCGACAACGCCCACACUGGCGGCAAUGCUGGCGGUGGUGGUGUUGACAGGCAGAUGAGUGGUGGUCGAUCACCAACGCAGACGCAACUGCCGACGCAUGUGCGCAUGAACGUGACUGUCGAGAGUGAGAGCGAUGUGGAGGAUGACCGCACAGGCAGCCCUGGCGACGGGCACACGCGCAAAGGACGAAGCGCAGCAGCGCAGCGCGGGCGCCCGGCAGAGCACGGUGCGUCGUUGCCUGCAGGCACGUCGACGUCACCAUCGACCACGCCCACUCCAGCGUCAUCGGCCGUGCGGGCUGCACCUGCGCGCGGCCGCUCAGCGUUCACGCGCUCGCCAACACUGCGCACCCCAGUCAGCAUGGCCAGAGCACGACUGUCGCCGCCCAAGACAACAGCGGCACCAACAGCAGCAGGGCUGGCAGCAACAGAAGCAACACGCGCCGCUGGUGGCGGUGGAGGCGGUGGUGGAGGAGGAGAGCAGCAUUCACAUGGCAUUGAGGGCGAUGCUCCGCUGUCAUCGCUUGGUCGCUCUGCUCCGCGUCGCGUGUCACUCAUGGACACGACAUCCAUCAACAGCCGUGCCUCCGACCUCACGUCACGCGCAGACGAGUACGUGAUUGUGCAGGUGCGGCUGAAGGAGCAUGCCAUGUACCACGGCAGCCCGCGCCACAAGUGCCACUUUGUCGAGUACCGUGACUCUGGGCUCGAUCGUGAGCGAACUCUCGUCGCCGUGUCGCGACCAGAAGACGACCUGCCUCUCACAUGGGAGCACGUCAACACGGAGAGCCCGAUCAUCUUCCACCGCUCGGCGCAGGUGCGUCGCAGCCAGAGCCUGCGCCGCCUGUCGGAUGUGGGCGUGCCAGCUGCUGCCACCACUGGAAAGGGCGGUGGCAGCACAGGUAGCAGCAGCAGCAGCAGCAAUGGCGGUCACGCGGGUGAUGCCGAGGCAGGGGAGCGCGCUCGAACCCACACAUCUCCUCCCACCAGCCAGCAGCAGCAACAGCAGCAGCAGCAUGGAGGGAAGCGAGGGGCAGUGCACCCAACAGCAGCUGGUGAUGGCGAUGACAGUGAUGCGACGCCGAUGCAGAGGCUUCGGCAGAUGAUGCAGCAGCGAAAGCGCGAAGAGAAGCUGCAACUAAAGCAGCGGCAGCAACAGCAGCAGGAGGACGUGCAGCCUGCAUCGUCAUCUGUUGCUGCGGCGUUGCUGUCGGCCGGUGUGAUCUCCGCGCAUCCCCAAUCAGCGGCCGCCAUCAAGAAGUCCAAGACACCACCGGGCACUCGGCGACGCAUCGUUGAUGAACGGCACGCCAGCAGCGAUCCCAAUGCACGCGGUGGUGGUGAUAGUGGCGGCAAUGGUAGUGGUGAUGCUGACGCACACGACACGCAAAUGCCUGCAGGCAACGGCAGCAACGGCAGCAACGGCAGCGAGCACGUCAUGCACUCUGCGGAAUCGCACUCCGCACCCGGGCACAGUGAGGACGAGCGGCUGGAGCAGCGCAAACCCGCGUUUGUGGUGCUGGCACUGCCACCGGGCGAGCCUGCAGGCAGCGGUGUGUACCACUUCAUCCGCGUGCUGCGUUCUGCCACGCUGUCCCCAGAUGCGCUGCUGCCGAUCGUGGUGCUGGUCGCAGAGCAGUGGCAGCUGAGUCAGCGGCUGUGCAAGUUCAUGGCGCUGUUUCCACUCGUGUAUUACCACGUCGGUCAUCUCGAGACGCCGCGCUCCCUCCUGCGCGCCUGUCUUCGCGGAUCAAGGAUUGUGCUGGUGCUGGCGCCCGGCGUGCGGGAUUUGCACGGCGAGAACUGCAUGAUUGACGCACCGAACAUCAUGGCCACGCAGAACGUCCACGACGUGUUCCCCGACAUCAAAGUGCUGACAGAGCUGACGCACCGGCCCAACGUUAAGUUCGUUCGCUUUGUUGCCGCAGACCCCGACGACCUGCGCCAAUCGCUCAGCGUUGAGGAGGUGACCGCGCCCUCGCUCAGGACAGGUUCUCUGCGCGCACCACCGCCGUCCGCAUUCAGCAAAGCGCUGACGAAGACAAUGGCCAACGCUACGCUCUCUGCCGCCGCAACGUGGAGAAACAGGUUUCAAUCGUAUUCGGCGUCGUCCACAGAAUUCCUCUUCCGCCAAUCGUACGCGUCCGGCCAAGUGUUCACGACGACAAUGCUUGAUGCACUGCUGUACCAAAGCAUGCGGCCGGAAAAGGAAUCCUUGCUGGAGGUGUAUCGACUGCUGCUGGGCUGUGAGGAUGACAACAACUUCCCUGCGCUCUUCUCCCUCUCCGAGGACUUGGUUCGGAAGCGCAACAUCAAGGACUACGGCGAUGUGUGCCGCUAUUUUCUGCUGAAGAAGCACUGCGUGGUUCUGGGGCUCAAGAUUGAGCGAGUGAUGGCCCGGUCAGUGCACGAAUCACACAAGAAGAAUCUGUUUGAUCGCAUCAAGGCCUCGCCAAGGGCACGCCUCAGCAGAACGUUGUCUGGAUUUGUGCUCCAAGCGAUUCUGCCGAAUCCAGACGAAAACUUUGCUGUCGAAGCAGGCGACAGCGUGUUCCUGUUGCAGCGGCGUCUGGACUGGCGCAACAUUCAUCGAGGUGUGGCUGGCAUGAACUUGACACCUGGACAACGUGCCGUUGGGCUGCUGACACAAUAUCGGCCCUCCGUCAUGGCAAAGCGAUGGCUGCACAAGGCGCGCAAGCAUCCAAACGAACACCAGUGCCCUUUGAAGGAGGAAGCCGAGGAAGGAAACGAAGGCGAACAACAACAGCAGCAGCAGGGUGCAAGCGUCAGCGGUGCUGCUGGUCGUAUCGUGCCGCUGAGCUUGCGCGUCGACAGUGUCGAUGUGCACUCGGCAGAGGCGGCCGACGACGAGGACGAGGCUGACGAUGAUGAGGAUAUGAGAGACGUGGGUAUGGUGGAUGAUGAAGUGCAGCGUGUGCAGCCGGUGCAGCAGGGUGGUGAGGGUGUGGCUGGACGAGGGCUGGUGCACGGGUCAGCGCGGCUACACGAUUUCUUGGAAGAAGAUGCGGAAAUGGUCGCAGAGGCGGGCGCGGAAGCAGCGAGGAAAGAGAGGGGAGAGGUGCAAGGACAACACCAGGCGACAACAGCAGACAGGCGCACAAGUCACGCAUCGUUGUCUGCGCCUGUGACCAGUCACACCUCGCCAUCCGUCUCCCCUAACAUUGACACCGAUACAACUGUGUCCGUGGUGUGACAGUAGGAAUAGUGCCAUGCAUUUGUGUGAUGUUCUGAUGUUAUGAUGUUCUGUGUGUGUGUGUGUGUAUCAGUGUGAGGUUAUCAGUGUGUGUGUGUGUGUGUUUAGCUGCCAUCUGCAGGUUAUUUCGUUGUUUGCUCACCCGUUGUUACAUGUGUCACAUCCGCGCAGUUGUUACGUCUUGCAGUCGAGUGUGUUCAUUUCAUGCUUGGGGGGUUUCACUCACAGCUGGCUGGGUUUUGAGUCUUGUGGCCGUUGUGGUGUCACACUAAUUGAAAACGACUACGCAA